Cydia pomonella (codling moth) is the source of this 9555-nucleotide messenger RNA. Its product is annotated as dual serine/threonine and tyrosine protein kinase-like. NCBI's taxonomy places the organism in Eukaryota, Metazoa, Arthropoda, Insecta, Lepidoptera, Tortricidae. The record is from RefSeq and is a predicted model, not a curated record. Gene Ontology annotation, molecular function: protein kinase activity; ATP binding. Gene Ontology annotation, biological process: protein phosphorylation.
CGAAUUUCGGUUUUCGCGGUAGGCCCCUGCUCUUUGGGAUAUAGGGAGCGUGCAUGAACUGUAGGAGGCAGCACAGGAGCUAUCAGAUUUUUGGCGCGAAGCGUAAAUGUGAGGUUUAUUGUUCCGAUGUAGCCCACAAGAUGGCAGAACCUACUAUGCACUUGACGUGUAAAUGUGCAUGUUUAUGGUUCCGAUUCAGAUCACAAGAUGGCAGACCCUCCAACGCGCACGGUCCCUAUAGGGAGCGUGCAUGAACUGUAGGCAGCAGCACAGGAGCGGUCAGAUUUUUGGCGCGAGGCGUAAAUGUGAUGUUUAUUGUUCCGAUGUAGCCCACAAGAAAACACGUGACGUGUAAAUGUAAAUGUUUAUUGUUCCGAUUCAGGCCACAAGAUGGCAGACCCUCCAACGCGCACGGUCCCUAUAAACUUAAGAAAUCUCUUAACAGGGAAACAACAAUAUACCACUGGCAACAUUGACAUUAUUUACUUCGCGUACUUAUGUGUGCGAUGCGCUUGUCGUGUUCUCUUUUAUUAAUUUAUUUCUUUUAAAGUCCUGUGUUUAUUUCCGUUUCUAAAGCUUGUGUAACAAUGCAAUGAGAAAGUUCUACAUUCCCUGACAAUAACGUGUUCAGUGCAAGUUUUUGCGAACUUUCGCGUGCGUUUUUGUUGCUUCGCUCCAAUUUUUUAUCAAAAUACUCACCAAUGAAGAUACUCUGACUGGCAUUGAGGAGAUGGCGGGCGGCGUGCUCUGGUCGCGGCGGCUCGCGGCGCGCAUGCGCGUGCUGCGCGGGCUCGUGCGCGACACGCGCCGCUCGCUGCGUGACGUCGCCGACGCACUGGAGCUGGAUAUAAGGGAUGUCUCCAGCCGCGUAGAGGAAAUAGGAGAUGCAUCAGGGCGCCCUGCAGCUAUAGUGGUGUUAGGAACUAGUGCUGCCGCGCGGGCUCGCCUGCUGCACUGUCUUCUCGGACGGCGCCUAUUGCCAGAGCCGGCGCCGACUCAUUGCCGCUGGCUCCGGAUACAGUAUGGUAGCAGCACCCAAGUGCAUCUCACGCUCGGCAACUCGGAGUUCGAGCUGGUCGAAGAUCUGGAGUGCAACAAGGCUCCUUGGGAAACAUUGCCACUUGAAGAUCUCAUCCGCCAAGACUCAACAGAUUUCUCAACCAUGCUAGAAGUCGAACUGAACAUUCCCAUACUAAAAGACGGUCUUCGCAUCAUCGUCCCACCAGACAUAGGUGCCGACGAAACAACACUACCCAAACUAAAGCAAAAAUACUUAGAACUGUACGAAAAACGAGAUGUGAUACUAAAACUAUUUAACCCUAUAUACUUAUACGCGAUAGAUAGGAUAGGUAAAAAUGUCUUCAGCGAUGAUAUAUCAAGUGAUAAUGUUGUGUGCUCUAAGAGUGAAGAGGAUUUUUGGACUAUGUUCAAUAUGUAUCAGUCGCAUAGUGAGACUGAGGAGAAGGAAAGUGUUGUUGAGAAAGUCAGGAAGUGGAAAGCUAGGGAUGGGGAUGAUUUCGUGCUGACGGCGGAGAACUGCCUAGACCUCCACCAAAUAAAAGAAAUCAACCCCAACGCUCAAGUUCUCUUCACAUUAUUCGCGGACAGCCAAGCCGGCGAUCGAGUAGAUCUUUGGUACGAUGCCACAGAAUCUACGGAAGAACCGUGCUGUUUAGGGGAGUUGCCUGAGUCUGAUCAAGAGCUUGUGGAAGGUAUAAGGAGGUGGUACGAUGCCACAGAAUCUACGGAAGAACCGUGCUGUUUAGGGGAGUUGCCUGAGUCUGAUCAAGAGCUUGUGGAAGGUAUAAGGAGACACUCAGAUGAUUCUCCAAUAAGCAAAGCACUGACAGCAAGAUAUAGCGUCGAAAGACUGGAAAGACUGAGCGAGGAACGAGUGGCCUUUAUGAACGAAUUGUUAGACCAGUGGGAACUCAUGUUUCACCCGCCCCCAAAACACCAAACGAAAAGUCAAUGGCUUAUAGUUGACGACGUUGAGAUAUUACGGACCGUCGACAACACAGCGACAGAACGACAGGAGAGCGACAGAGUUGCUAACACGAGGACCGCUUUAAUAAAUAGUGUUGUUGCUUUUGGGAGUGACUGUUUACAGGAUUAUUUAUUAGAGAAUAGCACUAAACUAAGUGAGAUUCACGUGAAGUUAGUGCAGCAACUGAUACUGUCAUCUUUCGAGUUAGCCCGAGAGUUACAAGUUGUACCUAAGAAGAUACAGUAUGUGGCCGUACAGGAGAAACAGCUAUUUGAGACUAUAUACCAGAAUUUCUCUGAAGGUGAUAAGAAGAGUGCUCUAGUCGAGAUGAUGCAGGAAGUCUUACAGGAAUUGAAGGACGAAGUCAACAAUAUGGAUUGGAGUAUAGAUGAACUACCAUGUCACCUAGAUACUCGCUAUCUAAUGACCAGUAUGUCCAACUCCACCGUUCUGAGCCAGUCCGUCCGUCCGUCCGGUUCAGAUUCUACAUCGGAUGGCGAAGAGGCAGUUUCUUAUGACAGUUGCAGCUUCGAUGAUUAUGAUAUUAUUAAUAGUCAUAGCAGCUUAGGACUAAGCAUGUUUAUUAAAGACUCAGAGCAAUCGCCAGCCGAACGCAUACCGAUCGCAAACGAAUCAGAAUUAUUUUCGUUACAAUUCAGCAGCACGUCGCUAUGUACUACGGGGGACUCCAUAUCUGUCAAACAGGCCUCGUUGGACGUGCAACGGACUGUUCUGUCGAAGCUGAGCCGUAAAAUAAGCCUAAAGCUAGUCCCGUUCGUCGACUGUCUCAAACAGACGUACUUCGGUACAUUACAGAGAUGUCUAGACGCCUUAGAAUCGACUUGCAGACAAGAGCUAGGCGGCAGACCAGCCAGUGAAGCCAUGCGAGAACUCCUCUCUGUGACUCGUCAGGUGGACUUACAGCCCUGUGCAUCAUUCUCGACGCUCAGAACGCUGCUAGAGGCGGCUAGAAGACUGUUUCACAAACUGCGGAUCGUCGGCGGCGACGACGACGGUCCCUGUUGCGUCAUCAGCCCAGUAUGGCGACGGCAAACUGCGCUGAGCUGCCAACAAUCUUUAAAUGCUACCAAACUUGCCCGUCUUAUCGCCACUCAGAUUUUGGAACGCCUAAGCGUAGCCCACGAGCGUUACCAAGCCGCUCUCACCUCACUAGAAUCCGCACUAGCCAGCCGAUUACACCACACAGAAGACGUCAAACUCGCUAUUAGGAAAAAAUACGCCCCUACUUUCGCUCGGUUGUGUUUAGAAAGCACAUCAGUGUGUGACCUGCUUAUGUAUGGGACACCGGAAUUGGGCAGAGAGAUAGGGCGCGGGCAGUACGGCGUGGUGUACGCGGCGCGCGGCGCGUGGGGCCGGCACGAGCCCGCGGCCGUGAAGUCCGUGCUGCCGGCCGAUGAGAGGCAUUAUCGAGAGCUGGCUAUGGAAUUUUUCUACACCAGGAGUAUUCCCCCUCACCCUAGAAUCGUUGCCGUCCACGGCUCCAUAGUUCAACGCCGCGCUGGAGGAGCAUUAGGCGUCCUGCUCAUUUCGGAACGGAAAGAAAGGGACCUGCAUGCCGCCGUUCGGGCAGGUCUACAUUAUGCUGAGAGAAUGACGAUAGCCUGUGACAUCGUUGAAGGCAUCCGCUACCUUCAUUCCCUGGGUCUUGUACACCGCGAUAUCAAAAUGAAGAAUGUCCUCCUCGACUCCAGCAACAGAGCGGCGCUUUCAGACUUGGGAUUCUGCGCAGCCGAGGCGCUCAUGUCCGGAUCUGUUGUAGGAACCCCGGUCCAUAUGGCUCCAGAACUACUCGGUGGCGAUUACGACGCAGCAGUAGACGUGUACGCCUUCGGCAUCCUGUUCUGGUAUCUAUGCGCCGGCAACGUGAGGCUACCGGCAGCUUUCGAGGACUUCCAGAACAAGGAGCAACUCUGGACCAAGGUUAAGAGAGGUGAGAACUGGCUUAUAAAAAACUGCUCAUCAUCAGGUCCAUAUGCUCCAGAACUACUCGGCGGUGAUUACGACGCAGCAGUAGACGUGUACGCCUUCGGCAUACUGUUCUGGUACCUCUGCGCCGGCAACGUGAGGCUACCGGCAGCUUUCGAGGACUUCCAGAACAAGGAGCAACUCUGGACCAAGGUUAAGAGAGGACUACGCCCCGAACGAUUGCCGCACUUCACAGACGCGUGUUGGGCGCUGAUGGAGUCUUGUUGGAAUCCUGAGCCUGCCCGGCGGGCGUUGCUUGGAGAUAUUCAAUUACAGCUGGAAGGCAUCCUGCGCCACGCCCACGCGCACCCCGCGGCCUGCGCGCCGCGCGGCGCCGACUCGGACGACAGCCUCGACAUGACGCUGCACUACCGGCCCGGCGGCGACCACACGCCGCUGUGACGGGCUGCGCGGGCUCGGCCAUCUUGUGGCCUCAAUCGGACACAUUGACACUUCACGCCAGCAAGUGCCCUCUACGGUUCACGUACGUUUUCUUAUGCAUUGUGGGUUCUGCUGUUGUGGGCUACAUUGGAAGCUUAAAAUUGGCAUUUACAGUUCGCGCCAAUAAACAGGGGGCUCCUCUGCUGCUCCCUACAGUUCAUGCCCGUUCCUGUAGCUUACCCAAACUUAACAAAUGAAGAUAAUGCUCACAAUUCGUAAAGAGUCUUAAGUCGUCUCGAUACAUUGGGAUACUAAAUGUCAAUUUUAGUGUUAAUUUAACAGCAAAUUGUUUAUAGUGCAAAAGGUUAUGACUGUAUUCAUAAGCAGUGAAAGGACAUUACGAAUAAAGAAGAAUGCCUUUUGGUUUCAUUAGCGCACCUCGCGCCCGGCGUUAACUUCAAUGACAGGCUGGACAUGUCGCUGCAAUGCACUACCGGCCUAGUAAUUACUUCUUUUUUUAGGCCUAGUAAUUAAUUAUUUGCUUCACACCCAGUAAAUCUCAUGUUGUGAUUGUCCAGAUCACAGAUACUAAGAGGCCAAACGAUCACUGGACGAAAAAGUUCUCACCCGAGGGCAGUACGCCUAUUCUCGUUUUUUUCGAAUCAUUUGAACGUUAAAUGUCAAUUUUUAAGGUUAUUUUUAACGGAUAAUUGUUGAUAGCGACAUGCAAUACGUUAAGACUUAUUUCAACAGCAGCAGUUAGAGGACAUUACGAAUUUCGAAGAAUACCUUUUGGUAUUAUUAAUGUACCAACUGAUGAGCUUUGUAGUCGCCACCAAUUAUAAUGGAGCGGCCAAGGUGUUCACAAACAACUGAACAAAUCCUGUAUUAUCAAGACAUUACAAUGAAUAUUUAGAUAUUUCUAAGCAAUCCGGCUGCUCCGAUAUACCUGAUGGCGACUGUUCGUCCGAAGACUAGUGUGUACAGCCGCCAUCAGUUAUAUCGGAGCGGCCGAGGCGCUCACAAGUAUCUAGUUAGAGUGCGUGUUCAGAUAUUUUUGAGCACCUCGGCCGCUCCGAUAUAUUUGGUGGCGACUGUACCAAAAUAAUGAUAAUCUUUCUCGUUUCCCUUUAUCUAAAGAAGCUAAAGACCUGUGAGUAGUGUUUCUAUUUUUUACUGCCUUAGGGUUUUUUUCUAGAAAUCCCGAACAUCACAACAGAAUAUCACAAGAAAUGUUAAUACACAAAAAAGCUAAUAUUAAAAUGUGGUACAGUAUUUAUCAAAUAUUGGUUGUUAAAAGUGUCAAAUAAAAAAAUAUCUCUUAGCUUAAGAUCUUUAUUAAGAUGUUCUUUAUCUCUUUAAUAUGAUGUUUCCUGUCUUAAAAUAAAAUUUACAAUGCUCCUUUACCGCACGCGUGCAGGAAUGAGCUUUAAAGAGUAUGUACCAUAUGUACUGUAAAACGUUGUACGAUACACGUGCGAAUAGGUAUUUCCCAAAUCUAGUCGAUUUAUGACACUCCUUUCGGUCGUGUUUUAAUUUAUCACCACUCGUUGCGAAAAUCCUAUUUUCUGCACUUGUAUCGUAAAUAACUAAUUUCACACCAUGCACGAAAUAAAGCACUAGAAAAAUAUACCUAGACUGCAGUUAUUUUAAGGCCCAGUUUCUAUUUAAUAAAUCCGAAAGAACUAUAAAGGGUAGUUAACUUGACCAUGACGUCAUUGUUCUGUAUUUCAUAGAGAUUCAAAAGUGGCUUAUCGUAUUGACUGUUCGAAAAAUAAACUGAUUUGACCAAGCAGUCAACAACCCUAGCUAUUAUCGAAAAUAUGUAUUAGAAUAUGAGAUAAAACGUCCCAAAACGUCAAGGCUUGGAACCGGUUGCAAAAAUAGCUGUAAAUACCGGUUUAUUUUGGUUUUUGGAACUUUCAUAAGAACGAGAACGUUUUGAGUACUUUAUUGUAACCUAAAUAAACCGGUUUAUUCGACGACCGACAAGACGGUCGGCGGUCAUGCUAGAGUGCCGCGUAAUCAAAGACACCUACAUAGGAAGAAACCUGUUUUUACUCUUCUAAACCGGUUAAUCUGACAAGAACUUUAUGGAAAUGUUAACCGGUUAAUAAUAACGGUUUUAUGACCGAAAUUAAAAGGUUUUCCGCUAAGGUAUGAAAAUUUUUCGAGCCUUCCAAAACGUCUUCACACUCUUCUUAAGAACAUUCUUACCUUACUUUCAAUAACGUCAGUCCUUAAACACGUUUCAUUGUGACGCUUUUAUUUAGUUUAUAAUCAAGAAAAUUAUAAACUGUAAUUUUAAUCUCUAUGUUAACUUUAAUAAAGUCUACAUUCCUUUCAGUUCUUGAUUUAUAUUAAGUCUCAAUGUCUAUGAGAUCUAGAGUCUCGAUUUGUUUACGUAAAAUGGGGGCCUAUUUCACAAUAUCCAAGUAAAGUCCCGAAUAAGCUACUUGCCACUAAUCUGACGAAUAAGGUCAUCUUUGGCGUUUCACAAUCUUCAAAUAAGCUUAACUGGUAGACAAAGUGCUAAGUUUUAUGAAUGCUAGUUUAAUUAGCUAUCCAAUACUUAACUUGGACCGUAAGAUUCAACAUGAAAAUUUGUACUUUUCAAUAAUUUUGCUAGUCUUCUAAAAUAUUUGUAAAAAAGUCUUGUUGCUAUAUUUUUAGAAUGAAUCGAGGGAAUUCCCCAUAUUUUUUAAUAUGAACAAAUUUUAAUACAUUUUUAAACUAAAUCGUCAAAAAUGGCGGCUUAAUGUGUGAUCUUAAGGGAUGAUGAACAGACAUAAACGUUUUUGUGGCAAAAACGAGUGUUUGAAAUAAUUAAAUAUCGAUUAAUCUGUUAUCGAUAAGUCAGACAUAGACUAAAGAAUGUUGUAUUUAGUACUAAAAAAUAAAAACAUAAACAGUAGUAUACAGUGCCAAUAGAAUAUAAAACUACCAAUAUAUCAAUCAAUCAAUCAAAUAUUUAUUGAUAAAAUAUAGGUAUUUUACAUGUCAACAUUUUACAACUAAUGGGAUUACACAUAUUAUUAUUUAUCUAAUUAAACAUUACUUAUCUAGGGUACAUCAUUAUCUUGAUCGAAACAAAAAAAAUAAUUUAUUUUAAUUCAAAUUAUACCGACUAUUUUUUAUUCUUGCAUUUCAUAUCAUAUAUAUUAAAGAAGAUAUCGAAAGUAUUGUGUAUCUUGCGGUAGCUAUCUUCUUAUUCUUACUUCAAUUACUCCGUUGGCUCAGCGGCCCAAAAUGAGACUUGGCCUCCGACACAAUACAGUGCCACUUUUCUCGAUCCUGUGCUUCUCCUCGCCACUUGUUGGCUCGAAGCUCGCGCAGAUCCGCCUCCGCCAUGUCGCUCCAGCGAUACCUGGGGCAUCCUUAUACAUGAAAAUAUCUAUAGGAAAAGGUAAGCUAACAUCGAUAACAUACAUGUCGAUAUUUCGUUUUGUCAAUCACUUUAUUUUGUCAGAAAAUGUUAUAUGUCUGACGAUGAUAGUUUAAAUAUUGUGAUGAGAUAAAUAUUUUGUGUACUAAAUUUUAAACGAUAUAUAUUAUUUUUAACGCCUUUGUUGAUGGAUCUACGAGGAUUUACCGUGUUGACAGCUUAAAAAUAAUGCAGCUUCCUAGCCAUUAACACAUUAUUAUCAAAAGAAGCUGGGCAACCUUAGUAUAAGGGGUAAACAACAAUACCUAUAUGUAUUCCAUACACAAUAUCAAAUUGUUGAGCAUAUUUUGUAUGUGCGUUGUAAUUAUUUUUAAGCUAUUUAAAGGUGUAUGUGUUCCUAUAUUCAUAGUUUAAAGUUUAUUACUAUUGUCUAAAAAAGAAAAAUAGUACAUAGAAAGCAAAUUAGUGAAUAACAUGAACAAAAUGUAUUUUUCGGCCGUGUUCUUCUAGAUAGAUACAUAAAAAUGUUUUAUCAAAUGAUUUACAAAAGCAUAGUCUGUGAAAAUAAACUUCACAGAUGUUGUAUUUCUGUUGCUGCUAUAGCAACAAAAACUAAAAACAGAAUAAAAUAAAUAUUUAUGUGGGGUCCCAUACAACAAACGGGUUUUGCCGUUUUUUGCGAAAUGGUAUAGAACCCUUCGUGGGCGAGUCUGACUCGCACUUGUCGGUUUUUAAUUUUUUAACCCUCUGACCGCCACAGACGGCCGAGGACGUCAUCGGAAAGUCUUGCCAAGAACGCCAACGAAAGCCACAGCCGUCAGCUUCGCCAAUGCAAUAGAGACUUACGCGGGACUCCGUAAAGUUCAAUUUCGCUUAAAUAAUCGCGAUCGCCUGGCGUCCGGGGCAGGGCAUAUUCCUUCGCCGUCUGACUCUCAAAUGGUUGAAAAUAAAUAAGUACCUAUAUAGGUACUUAUUGUCGGACGAGAAUACGUUUGUGCCAUAAUACUUAGCAGAAAAAAAUAUAUUUUUGAAAAGUUUUAUUUUUAGGAAAUAUUUAACUGAUUUAUCAUUUAGCCUUAUAUGUUUACUAUUUAAAGUAACACAAAUAUUUUAAAUGUUGUGGUAACCAUGAAAUAAAUGCAUUUUUUUUUAUUGCCAUGUCCGUUUUUGAUGUGUAAAUGUUAAACGUACGACACACGACACAACGUUUCGGAUAUGUCACAAUUUUUGUGAUCAUUUUUUGUUAAUAGAGUGAAAAUAAUCCUGAAAGAGAAAGUUUUUUAAAAACGAUUGGUGUCUAUUAUAACAUAUUUCUUGUUAUUUUAGGAAACGAUUUUUCUCAUAAAUGGAUAUGGCACAAACGUAUUCUCAGCCGACGAUAUAUCAACAUCGUUUCUUUUAACUCUUCCGGAAUUGGGAAAGUCACACAUUAUUUUAACGGGAUUCUUAAAACCGCCUAAUGUUGGUAAUAUUCUAAAUUGUGAUAAUAUUUAUACGAUUCGGUGUUAUUUUUGUCCAACAAAAAUUGUAUCCAUUGAAAGUAUUUAUGCUUUACUUAAUAUUUAAGAAUCUCUAUAAGUCGAGUUUGAGCUAUUAUUCUAAGAAAGUUAUGUAAAAUCAGGGUUAUUGACUUAUUGUCAAAUAUUUUUGAAAAUGUUUCACGCUUUUAACUUGUUCAAAUUGAAUGUCGCAAUAUUUUUAAUUCGGUUCCUUCUCUACGAUUGAAUGCAUGUUUUUUUAUGAUGUGUGUGUGCUCGUUGAACAAAACCUUUUUAUUAUAAGUUACACUUUGUCUAAAUAAAAGUGCUUUUUUAAA